UUCGUACACAGAGUUUAUAGAGUGUAUAAUACAUAUAAGUGUUGUUAUGUUGUUUGCCUAUAUUCAGAAAUAAAUUUACUAAUAAGUAAAAUAAAAAAAAUGUUGAAAAACAGUUUUUUUUGAAAUAUAAUUUUUCAAAAAAAGAGUUCGUUUUUUUUUUUAGUUUAAGUGUUUUUGAGUUUUUAUUAUUUUUUUUAAAAAGUUAGUGCGAAUUGUAUGCGGGUGUUACUUAGUGUGCUUGUGAUAAUGGAAAAUUCGGGUGGUCGUGAUGCUAGAUUUAACAUAGCAUAUAAUAUGAAUAUAUUAUCUGGUGAAACAUCACCGGAUAUAUAUUCAUCGAAUCCAAUGAAUCGUAUUCCAUCGACGAGCUUACAACAAAUCUCACCGAGACAUUCAACAAUGGUUACAAGUAUUUGUGGUUCACAAAAUCCUCGCGGUAAUAAUACCGGGCUAAAAAGUAAUACGCCGGAUGUGUGCUACGAUGAUCGUGGUUUAACACAAUCGCAAGGAUUAUCGAUUGAACAAUGUGGUGUAUCGGAAAUUGAUCAAGAUACAUAUACAUCAAUGCAACCGAAAAAAUCACCGCCUAGUAAUGGGAAAAAAACAAAAGGGCGAGUAAAAAUUAAAAUGGAAUAUAUUGAAAAUAAAUUACGAAGGUAUACAACGUUUUCCAAACGAAAAACUGGUAUUAUGAAAAAGGCAUAUGAAUUGUCAACAUUAACGGGAACGCAAGUCAUGUUAUUGGUGGCAUCUGAGACUGGUCACGUGUAUACAUUUGCAACGCGGAAACUACAACCAAUGAUCACAUCUGAGGCUGGCAAAGCAUUAAUACAAACAUGCUUAAAUUCACCAGAUCCAGCUGGCGGUACACCAGGUCCUUCGGGAUCCGAUCAACGUAUGUCAGCGACCGGCUUCGAGGAGACUGAAUUAACAUAUAACAUCAGUGACGAGGACACCAAAGAUGAGGAUUCAUCACCAGGUUGUGGAGAUUCAAGUGAUUCGGGUAGUGGUGCAGAUUCGCCAGGACCUCCCACAAAUAACACCGAAAAUAAGAAACAUUUCGAUUUUCCAACAGUAUCGACAACAUCGAAUUCAACUACGAAUAAUAUAACAACUUCAAGUCCCCUAACUGGUGCUUUGCCUCCGGGUAUUACUGUCUAUCAAACUCCCGGUGGUGCUAUGUAUGCCGCACCCACCGGGAGUGGUGAAGAAAGUCGAGUACCUACGGGUGCUGGUGUUAUUUUAAGUUUGCAAAAUGGCCCUCCUGGGGCUCCUCCACAAUUUAUAACUAUUCCAUUAAUGGGUCCUGCACCGACAACUGCUUCAUCAACCGCUACUUCGAGUCAAAAUUCUUCGACAAUUACUUCGUCGGCUCCGUCGGUUACGACAAAAACUCUUAACACAAUUACUCUAAAUUCAACAACAAAUCAACAGGAAAUUGAUUUGAGUAUAAAAACUGAACGAAAUUUAUAACAAAAAUUCGUUAUUCUGGAAUAAUCCUAGGAAAAAGCUGGAUGUUUUCCUAGUAAUUUUUCUUUAUUUUGCGUACUUAUUUUCUUGAAAUAAGAAAUGGAAUGAAAUGA
Messenger RNA from Chrysoperla carnea, 1583 nucleotides. RefSeq names its product serum response factor homolog (gene bs). The record is from RefSeq and is a predicted model, not a curated record. NCBI's taxonomy places the organism in Eukaryota, Metazoa, Arthropoda, Insecta, Neuroptera, Chrysopidae. Bases 217 to 1473 code for a protein of 418 amino acids. The transcript is spliced from 4 exons. Gene Ontology annotation, biological process: positive regulation of transcription by RNA polymerase II. Gene Ontology annotation, molecular function: DNA-binding transcription factor activity, RNA polymerase II-specific; RNA polymerase II cis-regulatory region sequence-specific DNA binding; protein dimerization activity.